AUGAAUAUUAACUUGAAAAAUAAGCUUUUAAAUGACAUAACAGUCAAAGGGUUAAUUGAAGUGUUUCCACAAUCUCCACACAUUCUUUAUGAUGCAUUAGACGGGAGAAAAGAUUCCGAAUGUUUGCUGGGGGGCAAUGGAAAGGUCAUUAAGAUUUCGUAUCAUGAUCAUCGUCUUCUGGAAGAUGAGAAAGGGAGAAAAAUCUUUAAUAUUUAUCUGCUGACGAUGAACGAGAUCACGCGUGCUAUUUACAUAAAACAUGUAAGCAUGAAAUCAACAUCAAAUCAACCGCUAACAGCGAUUAAAAUUAUGAGGUUCACUUUAAAUUCCCUUUCAACCAUUUUUCUUAAAUCAGGAUGGUUUUCAAUGUUAUGUCACUUAAACUUUCAACUCUAUUAUGAUGAGAGUUUAAGUGACUUAGUGAGAAGACUUCACUUUACUUCCAAGUGUUUCAUAAAAGUUGAAAGAAAAGUUUGGAGAAAAAUUCUUUUAGUUGAACCUCGUCAAAUGAUUCAUGUUACAUUUAUCGACGUUUACGUGGCCUUCGGCUUAAGGAUCGUGAAAAAUGAGCUGUUAAUGUUGAAUAAAAAAUAA
Clunio marinus is the source of this 594-nucleotide messenger RNA. The record is from the annotation of a GenBank genome assembly. Lineage: Eukaryota; Metazoa; Arthropoda; Insecta; Diptera; Chironomidae.